CAUAGAGUAAAAUAUAAAGGUAGUAUCAGCGUGAGAUGAAUAAUGAAUUCUCGCUCGUGAGUCGUGACAGUAGAAGAGCUAUCAGAGUAUCAGUAGAAAAAUCUUAGCAUCGAUCAUGGCAUCGCCACCCUCGCUGCUGCCCAGCGCCGGCGAGGACGACGAAUCCCAGCGAGAAGUUUACGAGCAGCUCCGCCAGCUCGUGUCGACCUACCCGACCGUGCCGAGCGGCCUCGACACCCCGUACUACCGCCACCCCGACGGCUGGUACACGUUCUUGCCGGCGAUGGUCAGCGUCAUGGUGGCGCAGCGCCACUUCACCGCCCGCGACACCGACAUCAUCAUCGCCACCUUCCCCAAGUGUGGCACCACCUGGCUCAAGGCGCUCCUCUUCGCGACCGUCCACCGCGACGGCGGCGGCGCCGGCGGCGUGGAGGACGACGCGGCGCUCGCGCAGCUCAGGGCGCGGAACCCGCACCAGCUCGUCCCGUUCCUCGAGAUCCAGGUGUACGUGCGCGACAGGGCGCCCGACCUGAGCUCCCUCCCGGCGCCACGGCUCCUCGCGACGCACAUCCCGCGCCCGUCCCUGCCGGCCUCCGUCGCCAUCUCCGGCUGCAAGGUGGUGUACAUGUGCCGCGACCCCAAGGACUGCCUCGUGUCGCUGUGGCACUUCCUGGACGCGCAGCGGCCGGAGCCACGCGGCGACGUCGGCGAGGACUUCCGCCUCUUCUGCGACGGCGUGUCGCUGGUCGGGCCGUACUGGGACCACGUGCUGGCUUACUGGCGGUGGCACGUCGAGCGGCCGGGGCAGGUGCUGUUCAUGACGUACGAGGAGCUGAGCGGCGACACGCUGGGGCAGCUGCGCCGCCUCGCGGAGUUCGUCGGCCGGCCGUUCACCGGCGAGGAGCGGGCGGCCCGGGUGGACGAGGCGAUCGUGAAGGCGUGCAGCUUCGAGAGCCUAGCGGGCGCGGAGGUGAACAGGUCAGGGACGAUUGAGCUGAUGGAGGAGCCGAUGCGGAACGCCGAGUUCUUCCGGCGAGGCGUCGUCGGGGGCUGGCCGAACUACCUGUCGCCGGAGAUGGCCACAAGGAUCGACGAGAUUACCGAGAGCAAGUUCAGAGGCUCUGGACUGGUGUUGCCCACGAUGAUGACCAUGUAAUAAGUACAGUACAUUUUGCAAUAUUGUUACAACCACUGGUGGAGAAAUAUUUUUAGUCACGGUUCGCAA
This is a messenger RNA of Oryza sativa Japonica Group (Japanese rice), 1225 nucleotides long. RefSeq names its product cytosolic sulfotransferase 5. Gene Ontology annotation, biological process: sulfation. Gene Ontology annotation, cellular component: cytoplasm. Lineage: Eukaryota; Viridiplantae; Streptophyta; Magnoliopsida; Poales; Poaceae. The record is from RefSeq and is a predicted model, not a curated record. Gene Ontology annotation, molecular function: sulfotransferase activity.